UGGGUGAUUUCUAAGGUCUGUCUAGCUCUGAGCUCCUCGGUUGAGAUAGGAUUAGAUUAUAUCUUGAAGGCUGAUGAAGAUUUAGAUAGAGGGUCAGGAGAGGGGAAGACCCCCUGGGAAGUUUCUCCAGGCCUGGGACAUUUUGUGAGCAAAGCAACUAGAGUGACCCUGAGCUUUUGGGGGGGACAAUGAAUAAGGGUGUAGCAAUAACAAGGAAGGGAAAGGGGGAAGUCUUGGUUCCUUCAUGUUAGAUCAAGACUGGAAAGAAACCACAGAAAGGGGAAGUAGAAAUGGGUGAGAGGCCUUGUGGAGGAUCACAGGACUGCUUCCUUCCUGACACUGGAGACUGUUGUUUGGCCCCCAGAGCUGGAGUGGAGCAGCAAAACCCUGAUGCUGGUUAGAGAACUGUGAGGCAGGGCAGACUAGUGCAUGGGACCCUGACUUUAUUUAAAGUCUUUUAUUUCAAACAGAACACCCUAAAUCACCAAACUCUUCCAAGAAGCCUUCUGUGAUUAGACCAAUAAGGUCCCAUCAGCCCCCUACUACCACCCCAUCUGCCUCUCCAUUUCUUGGGAAUCCCUUUUAGAAGGCUUAGUGCCUCCACCUUCAUUCUCAUUGUAUGUCUCUCUCUCUCUCAGACUAGGGCAGAAGCUGACUCCCCAGGAUGGGAGGUGAGGCUCCCCAAGAAUAGGGACCAUGUGUCCCCUCAGACACCUAGGUCCUUUGGGGGGCAGAAGCCAGCUCUGAAUUCAGACAGGGGUUUCCUGAGGGCAAAAUCUGUGUCUUUUUCCAGGGCAGUAGAGAGAAAGGAAGGUUGGUAUCAGCCAAAGAAUAUGAAAGAAAAGGAGUCUUUGUCUUCAGAGAGAUAGCCUUGGCUACUCAGCUGAUGAUGCAGUGAUUAGAGUGCUUGACCAGAAGUCAACAGGGUCUAAGUUCAACUUUUGCCCUAGACCCUUCCCAGCUUUGUGACUCUCUGGAAAAUCACUUCACCUGUCUCAGCCUCAGUUUACUCAUCCGUAAAAGGGAGAUACUAGUAACAUUCACUUUACAAGGGGAUUGUUGUUUUAAAAAUCCUUACUUUUGUCUUAGCAUGUAUUGGUUCUAAGGGAGAAGAGCAAUAAGGGCUAGGCAAUGGGGGUUAAGUGACUUGCCCAGGGUCACUCACCUAGGAAGCAUCUGAGGUCAGAUUUGACCUAGGACCUCCCAUUUCCAGGGUUGUUAUGGAGAUCAAGUGAGAUACCACAUAAAGUAUGAUGUAAAUGCUAGCUAUUAUUACCAAAGAGGAUGGGUUCUCUGACCAUGGUUCUUCACUCUUGUCACUCAAUAAUUAGGUCAGGUUCUAUUAUUUUAACCUCUUUGGCUCCUUGGCAUCACAAACACACCUAUCUGGCUAGAGAGGUUCUGUCACCUUGGAGCUGGGGAGGAGAGGAGAGGAGAGGAGAGAGCACAGGUUUGCAAAGAGCUUCUUAUACUAAUUCAUUUGAUUCUCACUGUGACCCUGGGAAGUCAGUGAUCUUACUUCACCCCAUUUCACAGAUGAGGAAACCAAGGCAAGGAGAAAGAAAAUGACAUACCCAGCAUUACACAGCUAGUAUCUGAGUUGGUGACCUCAGCAUCCUCUGCUAACACUGCUAUCAAGACCUCCUAAGGCCAUGGAGACUCCCAAUGGAACAGAGCCUUGGUACGAGAGCCUUCAAGCAGUUCUGAGAGCCCUGAAUGCCACACUGCACCGGAGCCUUCCUUGUCAACCAGGACAGGGAAUAGAACCAGGACCAGAACCAGGACCGGUGCCGGGUAACCAGACCCAGGCUUCCCAGAGCCAGCUGCUUGGCCGAGAUGACAACUCCUACAUGUACAUCCUCUUUGUCAUGUUCCUUUUUGCUGUCACAGUGGGCAGCCUCAUCUUGGGCUACACACGCUCCCGCAAGGUGGACAAGCGCAGCGAUCCGUACCAUGUCUACAUCAAGAAUCGUGUGUCAAUGAUCUGAUACUGUGGGGUGGCCAGGAGGUGAACCCAGGAACCUAGAGGCUGACACAGUGUGUGUGUGUGUGUGUGUGUGUGUGUGUGUGUGUGUGUGUGUGUGUGUAAGCAGUCACAAAAAGGGCCACUGGAGGCAGGUGUGCCAUGAUUUUGCAGUUAAAAGACAUGAUAGCAGCCCACCCUAGGGGUCAACCACUCCUGCCAAGCAUUUCCCCAGCAGCAGUGAGCAAAAGGAAGUUUAUGGAAUAGAGCCAUCCUGAGAGGUGCCAAACUGCCCGGGAAGCCCAGAGCCAAGGCCAGGCAUGAUUGAAGGGCGUUGUUGACCUAGACAAUAAGAACAGGACUGAGGAAUUUGGGGAUCUCCCCCAGCUGCACGUGUCUUGGGCUCUUGGGCUUCCUUCCAUGAGAUUCCCAACUCGGGAUCUGGAUGCUAUCUGGGUAUCCCAGGAGAACAGGGGUGCCUGAGAGUGACCUUAUUUGCCUGUCUGUACCUGGGUAGAGGAAUGAACCGGGGGCAAGGGGCAUUCGUGCAUCUGUGAUAACAACAAAUGACUUUUGCUGACUUGGAGAUGAAUCUGGAGUCCUCACUCUCUCUCCUUCAUGAUUAGGGACUAAUUUAAAGGAAGAGACUGGGUACUUGUAGGGAUUGGAAAACAGAUGAGAGGUGAAGGAAUUCCAGAUGAAGGGAAUAUCUGUGAGCAGGGCUCAGAAAUGGGAAAAUAUGAAAUUGUGGGUCCCCCAAUCUGACUAAGGCAUAGAGUACAUGAUAGGGAGCAGUACAAGAAAGCACUGAGAAGAAGGAGCACUCAGACCCUUCCAGGUCUUGAAUGAUGCCUUAAGAAGUCUCAACUUCACUCUGGGGGCUAUUUGGAACCAUGGAAGAUCCUGAGCAGAGGAGAGAUCUUAAAAGCUGUGCUUUGGGACGAUGACUGUCCAGUCAUGAAAGAAGGGAAGAACAAUAGACAAUCAGAUCUCUUACUCCUGGGUUUUCGAAAUCCCAGCAUGAACCUCAGGAGCAAGCAAUAGAGAUGACCAUCGAUGAUGCCCUUGGUCACCACCUCCACCAUUUCAGUCUUUGAAAUGGAAAGAGCCAUGUUCCUGCCCACCAGGCUUCCAGAUGUUCACCUUUGAGCAUUCAGCAAGAAAGAGGUCAGAAGGAAGUGAGACUGGUGCCUAGUCGAUGGACCAAGUCAAAAAUGGAGAAGAAAAGGUUGGAGGUAUAAGGGAAGACACAGAAGAAAGACUGAGUGAUUGGGCUCCUGGAAUUCCUCUUCUGUUGAGAAUAAUAAUCCCUCAAACUUGGGUAAUGCUUCAUUCUCUUCAAACCAAUUUUCUUGUGUCUUAUCAUUAUUGUAUCCCUAGAAACUCCCUGCAAGUAAAAAUAGUGCCAAGGAGUUAUUCCUCCUAUCUGACAGACAAACUGAAAUAAAACCAGUGCCCAAGAUUGUCUCCUAGGAACAGCGUAGAACCAGGAGAAGAAUCUGGAUCUCCUGACUCCUAGGUAGAGUUUAGGCUGCAUGAAUAGAAGCCUAACCUUGUUUUCAAGGCGUUGACAGUUUCUUGGACCUCUGCCCAACUCAGGACCCAGCUAAAGUAUUGUUUUUCAAUUCAGGCCUCAUUUUAAGGCCAUUGGCAAACUGGAGCAUAUGCAGAAGAAGGCUACCGUGGAAAGGGGAUUAGAGACCAUUUUUUGUUGUUCAGUCAUUUCAGUUAUGUCAGACCUCUCCCAAUCCUAUUUGGGGUUUUCUUGCCAAAGAUACAGGAGUGGUUUGCCAUUUCCUUCUUCAGCUCAUUUUACAGAUGAGGAAACUGAGGGAAACAGAGUUAAGAGACUUGCCCACGUUCACAGAGCCAAUAAGUGUUGGAGGCCCAAUUUGAAUUCAUGAAGAUGAGUCUUCCUGACUCUGUGACCCACUGCUCUAUCCACUGGACUACCUAGCAGCCCCCACUAGAGACUAUAUCUUUUGAGUGGAAGGACACGGAGAUGUUUCUCCAAUAAACAAUAUGCUAUAGGGAAUAAAGCACCAAACUUGGAACAGGAGAGACAUGGGUUCACAUCCUACCUCUGAUACCUACCUAGUUGUGAGGUUUCUCUUCUCAGUUUUUAAAAUGCUGGAAUUUCUCGGCUAUGGUUCCUCCUUCACUGGCUUGUUGUAAGGCUCAGAUGAGAUGUCUCUACAGAGUCUUGCAAACUUAAAGUGCUAUAUAUGAUGUCCAGAAAAUUUUAAUGCAGUUAAAGUUUAAGACUGGGACACCAUUGUAUAAAUCAUAGAUUGAGAGUUGGCAGGAACCUUGGCCAAGCUCCCCCACUCUACAGGUGAAGAACUGAGGCCAGGAGACAUCAAAUUAUAUGCAACCUAGAGAAGAGUUAUGGGAAUGCUGUAACUGUAUUCAGCACUUAACACAGUGUCUUACACUUAGUAAGUACUUGAGAAAUGCUUUCUGUGGGAUAGCCAGGUAGCACAGUGGACUCAAAUCUGCCCACAGGCACUACCUAGUUGUGUGAGUCUAGGCCAGCCAUUUAACCCCAAUUGUCCAGUACUUACCUUUCUUUUGCCUUGAAACUGAUACUUAGUAUUGAUUCUAAGAGAGAAGCUAAGGGUUUGUGAAAGAAAGAAAGGUAAAAAGAAAGAGAUGGAAGGAAAGAAGGAAGGAAAAAAAGGAAGAGAAAGAAAG
This is a messenger RNA of Monodelphis domestica (gray short-tailed opossum), 4657 nucleotides long. The record is from RefSeq and is a predicted model, not a curated record. Lineage: Eukaryota; Metazoa; Chordata; Mammalia; Didelphimorphia; Didelphidae.